GGAGAGAGGCCUUAUGAAUGCAAGGAAUGUGGCAAAGCCUUUAGCCAGAGCUCAACCCUAAAUCAACAUAAAGCCACUCACAGUGACGUGAGGCCUUACACGUGUGAGGAAUGUGGGAAAGCCUUUCGUCUUGUUAAAAGACUCAAGGUACAUGAACGAGUCCACAGUGGAGAAAGGCCUUUCAAAUGCAAAGAAUGUGGAAAAGCCUUCCGUGAUUCCUCAGACCUCAGGAGACAUCUUAAAAGUCACAGUGGCCAGAGGCCUUACCAUUGUAAAGAAUGUGGCAAAGCCUUUUCUCGUUACAUGUACCUCUGUAACCAUAUGAAAACUCACUCUGAGGACAGACCCUUCCAAUGUGAGUUAUGUAAGAAAGCGUUUAGACGUUCCUCACACCUUAAUAUACAUCUGCGAACUCACAGUGGAGAGCGGCCUUAUGAGUGUAAGGAGUGCGGGAAAACUUUUACUCGUUCCUAUUGUCUGUCCCAGCACAUGCGAACACACACUGGAGAGAAGCCUCAUGAAUGUAAAGAAUGUGGAAAAGCUUUUCAUAGUUCCUCAGACCUCACUAAACAUCUGAGGACACACAGUGGAGAGAAACCUUAUAAAUGUGAACAGUGUGGGAAAGCCUUCAAGCUAGUCUCAGCCCUCAAUGUGCAUAAAGGGACUCACACCAGGGAGAAGCCUCAUAUCUGUCAGGAAUGUGGGGCAGCCUUUAAGGUUUUGCACUCUCUCACUAUGCAUCUGAGAACUCACAGUGGGGAAAAACCCUAUAAAUGUGAGCAGUGUGGGAAAGCAUUUAGUUAUAGCACAGUCCUUGCUAACCACGUUAGAACUCAUAGUGGAGAGAAACCCUAUAAAUGUAAGGAAUGUGGGAGAGCCUUUGCAACUCUUUCAUCCCUUUAUAAACAUCUCAAGAUUCACACAGGAGAGAAGCCCUAUGAAUGUAAGGACUGUGGGAAAGCUUUCCUUCGCUCUUCACACCUUAUUGUACAUAAAAGAACUCACAGUGGGGAAAAACCUUAUGAAUGUGAGCAGUGUGGGAAAGCCUUCAGGGUUUCCUCACGGCUGACUGUUCACAGGAGAACUCACAGUGGGGAGAAGCCUUAUGAAUGUGAGCAGUGUGGGAAAGCUUUCAUUCAAGCCAGUAGCUUGGCCACACAUAAGAGAGGUCACGCUGAGGGCUCAUGAGUGAAGCAUUGUGGGAAAGCCUUCAGUCAUUAUCCCUCUUGUAUCCCUCUUGAAUCCUUUGAACUCAGGUAGAAAGGUCAAAAAGGGCUUUUCACCCUUACUGCUCUUUCUAAGAUUGAAUGUAAAGGGCUUAUUUUUUCACUUGGAACUAAAAAAUAAUUAUUUGAAGAAGGGAUAAUUAGAGGUACUUGCGUGUCUGGGAGAAAUCAUUCUUUUUAAUUCACGUUCGGACUGUGUCUCAGGGUUUGAUUUUUUUUUUUCAUUCCAAGGCACAUUCUACCUUCAUUAUUAGAUUAUUUUCAUAUUCAUUCUUGAAAAGGAAAGAAUGAAUUUUGUUUCCUUUUGGAAAAGGAAGGAAUGAAUUUUGUUUAACCUUUAAACAAAAUGCACAUAGCACCACACUUUGACAUUAUGGAAGUAUACUUUUCAUCUUACUUUGGCCUAUUCAUUUACAGAUCUACUGGUAACGCUUCUGUAUUGUUAUCACAGUGACACUUUCCUCACAACAUAGAGCCAUUUCUCAUUAACCCUUGUACCAGGGGCUUCAAUAACUUUAUCCACAUGUUCCUUUAUCGUUUAGUUCAAUUAUUCAGUAUAGUGUCAUAGAUGAUAAUGUUACAUAAAUUUUAUGAUAUGUGGGACUUGUCUUAAUUUGUAAUACACUGAAAAGUUAAAUUGAAUAUGAUAUCAAAACUAUAAUUUAUGAACUAUGACGGGUUCAUGAGGGAGGCGAGAGUG
Messenger RNA from Echinops telfairi (small Madagascar hedgehog), 1926 nucleotides. RefSeq names its product zinc finger protein 726-like. Lineage: Eukaryota; Metazoa; Chordata; Mammalia; Afrosoricida; Tenrecidae. Gene Ontology annotation, biological process: regulation of transcription by RNA polymerase II. The transcript has a single exon. Gene Ontology annotation, molecular function: DNA-binding transcription factor activity; RNA polymerase II cis-regulatory region sequence-specific DNA binding. The record is from RefSeq and is a predicted model, not a curated record. The annotation marks the transcript as partial.